UUUAUGAUUAACUCUGUCAGGUUAAAGAGUUGACUCAGUGUGGUUAAGUGAGCAUAUAAAGAGCACAGAGCAUCUCCUGCCUGAUACCUGAAUAACUCUUCAUAGUUACCUGACUGCUGCUUCUCUCUGUAACUCAGACUUUUGUUCCUGUAGUUUUCUGGAUGAUCUUCAUCUUGUUCAUCAUGAGGACUCUACUUAUUCUCUCUGUUGUCCUCUGUGCUGCUCUUUCCAUCCAGGCAGCAACAGUUGUUCCAGCUGAGGCUGCUGCCGUGCAACAGACAGACAAAUCUGCAUCACGAGCAGCUCGCUUUCAUUUCUGCCUUGAUGGUUGGCUUAGUUUCCGUGGUAACUGCUACUACUUAGCGAACCAUGCUGAUACCUGGACAAAUGCUGAGAGCUUCUGUGCUGGCUAUGGUGGCAGUCUGGCCUCAGUCCACAACAUCUGGGAGUAUAAUUUCCUCCAGCGUAUGGUCAAGACUGGUGGUCACACUUUUGCCUGGAUUGGAGGUUACUACUUCCAGGGUGACUGGAGAUGGGAAGAUGGCUCACAGUUUGACUACCACAACUGGGAAACAACCAGCUCCACUGACAUUUACCAGUGCUUACAGCUCAACUCUCGAGAAUCCAGGGGCUGGUCCAAUCAUGGCUGCAACAUGCACUUCCCAUUUGUGUGUCACCUAAGGUCAAAUUGUUAGUCAUCCCAGUGUUACUGCUGACUUGGAUGAUGCUAUCUGUAAAAACUGUUAUGCCUAAUAAAUGAAAUAAAAAGGUUUUGUUUAA
This is a messenger RNA of Lates calcarifer (barramundi perch), 780 nucleotides long. RefSeq names its product ladderlectin. The record is from RefSeq and is a predicted model, not a curated record. The transcript has 7 exons. Bases 162 to 695 code for a protein of 177 amino acids. NCBI's taxonomy places the organism in Eukaryota, Metazoa, Chordata, Actinopteri, Centropomidae.